This is a messenger RNA of Oryzias latipes (Japanese medaka), 3249 nucleotides long. NCBI's taxonomy places the organism in Eukaryota, Metazoa, Chordata, Actinopteri, Beloniformes, Adrianichthyidae. The record is from RefSeq and is a predicted model, not a curated record.
UAUUGAUUCCCAAUAGGUUUUAAGAUGUUACAAUUUAAUUUUUUAUAUUUUUAAAAAAAUGCUUUAUUUUCAUAUGAAAACCAAAAAUUACAAUGCAUGUGAACACAACGCUCCAAAGCUACAAGCUCCUCUGACCAGUGAAGGCCACCUUCUACCCAGCAACGCCUCCUGAUUGGAAGAGUAGCCCAAAUGCAUUAUGGGAAAUGUGACAUCAUCCCACGAACUCUUCCCUCCAUUUUGAUGAGAAGACGCAUGCAUGGAGCUGAUCCUCGUCAGUAUGUUCGCUUCUCAUGUUUUUUGUUAAGCCAGCCUGAAGAAGACUAAGUUUGUUCGAAACGUUGCAACCUUGGCUUGUAUUAUUUUUUUAUUAAACCGAAGUUGAUCGGUAAAAUCACGUUUCCUAGUUUAUUAUUAGCAUAGCCUCCCAGUAUUAGCAUAGCUUGUUAGCCACGUGUGACGGAGGUACCUUCUGCAACGGGCCGAAUUACACAAGGACCACAGUAAGCCAUGCCACCGCGCCCACACGACGACGGAUGGAUACUGGUGCAGUCCAGAGGAGGCAGACGGAGGGAACGGGCCUAUGAACGCGACAGGCCACAGAACAGACGUGCAGCUGCGGAUUUUUCCAGCUACGGACGCCGAUCUUAUGCGGACGUCACCAGGGAGGGAGCCCAUUUUCUGGAGCCGGCCUUCUACGGCAGACAGCAGGUGAGACAUCGCCCUGCACCGCAGCCGUUCUAUAGCGGGCCGCGCUACCCAUUUCAAAAUGGCGCUCAACGUGCGCCAAGACCUAGACCACGCGGUCCCUCCAACCAAAAUGGCCGCUACGUCUUUGUACCAGCAGGUGCUCGGAAUGAAGCCCCCCCCCACAGGGUACAGUCUAAUGACCCUGAUUUUACAGAGAAGGUGCGUGUAAUGAACAGACUGAUUAAAGCUGUACACCACCUCACCAAUGUGUCCAGAGAGGCUCAUCCUCCCUCCCUGGACAAAAUAACAAACAAUCUAGCUACAAUUAUCAAACCAGCAUCCCCAAAUCUACAAACACAGACUUUGAUUGACGGCAAUGCUAGAAAUUGGGCCUUCACUACCGUUCUCAUCCUCAGAGAGCAUUAUCAAAAGAACAUUGACUCUGAAAUGCAAAAGCUCACCCAGUUUCCUUCACCGGACUGGAGAGGCCCCUUUGAAAUAGCCACAACGUGGGCGAAACGUAAUUUAGGCAGACGCCUGAGACAGGAUACAAUAGACCGUGCCCAGGCGGUCAUCAUUGCCAGGACGACAGAAACAGCACCUCCUGCUCCUCUUCCUGCUGCUGCCGUUUCUUCUCUCCCAACGCAGACAGCUGACCAGACAGCAGAAGAGGACCCACAUGCUGUGAUUGAGCUGGCUCCAUCAUCACCUCCAGUGAACCAGCCUCCCUCCACGAGACCACGGAGCCCAGCUGCAGCACAGCCACCCCCUUCACCACAAAGCAGCAGUCAUCAGAUCACCACGAUCGCCCAAAUCCACGCAGCGCCUCCACCUGCGCCAAUCUCCCGGGUUUCAGUGGAGACCAUGACAGAACCACAACAGGAGGACUGGUCACCUCUGUUUGACCUGGAGGAGGCAAGUGAAACAGAACUUUCUCCUCCCACAUCCCCAUCUCGUUUUUCUCCUGUAAUCCCUCUUCCACCACGCAUAAAUCGCUCUCAAAUAAGCUCUACGGCAGAAAGUGUCGUACGAGUUCUCGACAUGCAGAAGGCUGACUCUGAAGCCGAAGAGGAAAUCACUCUGGAGCCAGAACCAGCAGAUGAGCAGAUCACAGCGCUGAGCCAGAGAAAAGGAAGCCAACGCUCCUCCCACAGAGAAGGGAGUCCUCCUCCUCCUCCCAUCCAAACCAGCACCAUGGAGAGCAGAGGGUACCACACACUCACCCCUGCCACUCUCUCCAAGCUGAGAUCCAGCGUGCAAUCUCGCCUAGCCAUCGAGCGAGCAGAGCAGACGACAACUUCUGCAGCAGAAAUGCAGGUGUGUGCUCCAACACGACACGACAACACACCCCGCAAAUUUACAGAGUGGCACCUGCACAUACAUCAGAAGAAGGUCAUCAUAGGAGACUCAAACAUCAGCCGCCUCCCACCUUUCAAAGGUGGAAAUGUACAAUUGGACAGUUUUCCUGGCGCCAGAUGGCAUCAUGCAGAAUUUCUCCUGAAGACGGCCACCUUCCAGACGGAACCAGAGGUUCUCCUGCUAUCCUUUGGCCUCAACAACAGAUCCCAGAGGGAUAAAAAAGCUCCAGUCAAAGAGAUGAUCAAAGCCCUGACGGUGGCAGGACAGAGAUUCCCAGACGCCACGAUCCUCGUCCCUCACGUCAGUUUUUCACCUCACCUUUCACCAGAUGAAAAAGUCGUCCUUAUCCAUUUAAAUCAACACAUCCAAGAACUGACAGACUACAUCCCCCCACUCAGUGGCUUCUUUGAGACCCAAACUGACAGCAUCCACUGGACGGCAGCUACCGCGAAGAGGAUUCUGGAACACUGGGCUUCGUGGUUAAACUGAAGCUCCCUCUAAGCCUCUCACAGAGGGAGGGGAAAGAUGGAGUCAUGAAUCUAUGUGAUAACUUUGUUCUUUCUCUUACACAGCUUUCCCUGCUGAGCAGAGGUCUUACUUUCAUCCCUUCCAAAUGUAACAGGAUUGUGCUCACCUCUACCAUGGAAGCCUUAAUUCUAUUUUAGAAAAAGUAAUAUACACACAAUUUUUUUAUUAAUUUUUUCUGGGUCAUUACUGUUACAGCAAUAAUUGCAUACUAGGAAGUUACUUGUUUUACAGAAUGUUUGUAUUUCGUUUUCCAAGAAAAAAUAUAUACUGUUUAGGAUAUUGUAUAUUGAUUCCCAAUAGGUUUUAAGAUGUUACAAUUUAAUUUUUUAUAUUUUUAAAAAAAUGCUUUAUUUUCAUAUGAAAACCAAAAAUUACAAUGCAUGUGAACACAACGCUCCAAAGCUACAAGCUCCUCUGACCAGUGAAGGCCACCUUCUACCCAGCAACGCCUCCUGAUUGGAAGAGUAGCCCAAAUGCAUUAUGGGAAAUGUGACAUCAUCCCACGAACUCUUCCCUCCAUUUUGAUGAGAAGACGCAUGCAUGGAGCUGAUCCUCGUCAGUAUGUUCGCUUCUCAUGUUUUUUGUUAAGCCAGCCUGAAGAAGACUAAGUUUGUUCGAAACGUUGCAACCUUGGCUUGUAUUAUUUUUUUAUUAAACCGAAGUUGAUCGGUAAAA